Molecule: messenger RNA, 663 nt
Organism: Gossypium arboreum
Lineage: Eukaryota; Viridiplantae; Streptophyta; Magnoliopsida; Malvales; Malvaceae
Exons: 1
Coding region: 1-663 (220 amino acids)
Biological process (GO): DNA integration
Molecular function (GO): nucleic acid binding
Source: RefSeq, a predicted model, not a curated record
AUGAAGAAAUAUGGCGUGACUCAGCAGAUAGCAACAGCUUUUCAUCCGCAAACCAACGGACAAGCAGAGGUUUCAAAUAGAGAAAUCAAGUCAAUCCUAGAGAAGACCGUUAAACCAAACCGGAAAUAUUGGAGCUUGAAGUUAGUUGAUGCAUUAUGGGCAUAUCGCACAGCCUACAAAAGACCUAUCGGGAUGUCACCUUACCGACUUGUUUUCGGCAAACCUUGCCACUUGUCUGUCGAACUCGAGCAUAGGGCAUUUUGGGCGGUGAAGGAAUGUAAUAUGGAGAUGAACGCUGUUGGUGAAGCACGGAAACUACAUAUCCAAGAGCUUAAAGAGAUUCGCCGCAAUGCUUACGAUAGCGCACAAAAUUAUAAAGAGCGAACAAAAGCAUUUCAUGACAAGCGCAUUUCAUUUAAAUCAUUUUCUGUUGGGCAAAAAGUUCUCCUAUUUAACUCAAAAUUUAAAAUUUUUGCAGGGAAACUUAAGUCCAAGUGGAGCGGACCAUUUACCGUGAUCAAUGUUUUUCCUCAUGGAGCUGUAGAAAUUGAAGAUAGCUCAGGUGCACAGUUUAAAGUUAAUGGACAACGGCUAAAACCUUUCUUCGAGAGCACACCAAUCGGACUAAUUGAAGAAAUCGGGUUGGAAGAGCCAAAAAUCUGA